AGGUGAAAAUCAAAACCGAAGUACCUUUCCGAUAACAAUAGAUGCUUCCAUGGUUUAUUAUGGUGGACGUGCGGCGGCCGGUUUCAGCCCAAGUUUCCACCACAUAAUCGCGUACGAGUGGACGUUCACGCGACCACAAACUGUCGUAUUACUAUCGGAGAACUCGAGCAGCGGUCGCGGCCGGCCGUGCAGCACAUCAGCACAUCAGCGGGCGGGAGCAGCUCAGACCGCAGCGAUGCAGGGGAGCGGCGCACUGCCGGGCCUUACCGGCACCGGGCGCGGCGGCGGCUUCCUCCCGUGCGGCAGCCUCGGCAAGCGAACUCCCGCUGGCCGACGCGGCGCCACCAGCGUUCGCGCCGUCGACGGGGCUUCCGUUGCGGCCGCCGCCUCCGCGGCCGCCGAUUCCCCGCUCCCGCCCGUGCAGGUCACCUGGCAGAUUGCCGUCGGUGCUCUAGCUGGAGUGACGCCUUUCGUCGUUGCAGGAGUCGAGUUCGGCAAAAGAAUCAUCGCACAGAAGAAAUGCCAAGUCUGCGGAGGCUCUGGUCUUGUAACGAAGAACGACUAUUACGUUCGAUGCCAAAAGUGUGGUGGUUUUCUUCCGUGGCAGUCUUGGCGAAGAUUCUUCACGGGGUGAACGUGGUCUCUGAUCAGUGGUCUUCAGUACUCAACUAGCGCUGUAACUAAGGCCCCGUUUGGUUUGGGCUAACUAAAGUUUAGUGACUAAAGUUUAGUCACUUUUAGCCACUAAAGAAGCAAACAUAUUGACUAAAGUGGAGUGACUAAACUUUAGUUCUUUAGUCACCAAAUGAGUGACUAAAAGGGACUAAAGUAGUAUUUUUACCAUAUUUGCCCUCUACACUUUCUUUUUAUAGCAAACAUCCAUUAAUUAAUAGGGGUAAAACAGUCAUUAUUCACAGCAAUUAAUACUCUUUAGUCCGGUUUAGUCACUGGAACCAAACGGGUUACUUUAGCGCCUAAACUUUAGUCACUAAAAUUUAGUUUAGUGACUAAAGGAACCAAACAGGGCCUAAAGAUACAAUAGAUGGACAUCACCGUGCUUUAAAUGCCUCCUCACUAGACCAUAAAUGAAGCAAUAUGCCGUAGUCCGUAGACAUGUAGAAUUACUCAUGCAUGUUGUAUUUUACAAAAGGCAUCUUACAUAAACUAUAUUUUGCCCCUUA
Molecule: messenger RNA, 1181 nt
Organism: Zea mays
Lineage: Eukaryota; Viridiplantae; Streptophyta; Magnoliopsida; Poales; Poaceae
Exons: 4
Coding region: 50-634 (194 amino acids)
Source: RefSeq, a predicted model, not a curated record